UCUCUCUCUCUCUCACACACACACACUGGAGCCAGCUUUAUAUAGAAGACUUAGCUCAACCUUACCUGCUCAAGGUGGGGGGUCAAUAAUAGUAAUAAAAAGCAAAGAAAGCUCAUUUAUAAAGCUAAAAGGUUUUAAAGCUGAUCAUUUUACAAAGCAACUGUUUAGGUUAUUAUAUUGGAGCAACCAAAUCUUCUGUGUAAAGGAUUCUUGAUAGAUUAUUCAUCUACCACUACAUGUUAGACCACCACCCUCACUUCAGUACACCAGCUGGCCCAUACCCUCUUUCAGAUAAUGGGCUUCCUAACAAAAGAAAAAGGCGCCCCGCAGGCACUCCAGAUCCCGAUGCGGAGGUGGUGUCGUUGUCACCGAAGACCUUGCUUGAAUCAGAUCAAUACGUGUGUGAGAUCUGUAACCAAGGGUUCCAAAGAGAUCAAAAUCUACAGAUGCAUCGGAGACGACACAAGGUAACAUGGAAGUUGUUGAAAAGGGAUUCGACCGAGAUCAAGAAGAGGGUUUUCGUGUGUCCGGAACCGAGUUGUUUACACCAUGAUCCGUCUCAUGCGCUUGGGGAUUUGGUUGGGAUCAAGAAGCAUUAUAGAAGGAAACAUAGCAAUAAUAAGCAGUGGGUUUGUGACAAGUGUUCAAAGGGUUAUGCUGUUCAAUCUGAUUAUAAAGCUCAUCUUAAAACAUGUGGUACAAGAGGCCAUUCUUGUGACUGUGGUCGAGUGUUUUCCAGAGUUGAAAGUUUCAUUGAACAUCAAGACGCAUGCACAUUCCGGAGAGUCCAUGGCGAUACUCCUGCAUUCCAGCCAGUGUGUUCAUCGCAUAUGGUAUCGAUUACAAGUCCAACAAGUGACAUGAACUUUAGUUCCAUCCCAACAAUGUCAAGAUUGCCACAUCUCCAACCUCCACCCCAGGCUUUAUUUUCACAAACCCAUGUAGACAUUCAAAACAACUUGGAACUUCAGCUCUUACCAUCACUGUCUCUUUCAGAACAAAGCAACAAUCAUCAGAACCAGGACCAGUUAAAUCUCUCAAUUGGAAGAAGUGACCAUAGCUUGCAAAUAGAAGAAAUGAAGAUGGCUAUGGUAGACAAGGCCUUUGCAGAAGAUGCAAGGCAACAAGCAAAGAAGCAAAUCGAAAUUGCGGAGAUGGAGUUUGAGAAUGCUAAAAGGAUUAGGCAACGAGCUCAGGUGGAGUUAGAAAGAGCUAAGGUUCUUAGAGAACAAGCCAGCAAGAAGAUUGAUUUCACCAUAUUAGAGAUCACUUGUUAUUCUUGUAGGCAACGGUUUGAAGGCUCUAGUCAUAAUGCCACAGCCGCUACAACUGAUUACGCCUCUAUCGCCCCAAGUUACAUGUCUUCUGCUUUAGGAGAAGGUGAAGUAGAUUAUUAAUGUUUUCAAGAAAACCACUCUCCUAUGUCAUCAAUGUAUGUGUGUUUGUGUGUCAUUUCAUUCAUGUUUUUGUAUUUUGAUUACUUUGAAAAGAAAAUAAUGAAAGGGCAGAACUUGUUUACUUGGUGUA
Molecule: messenger RNA, 1527 nt
Organism: Helianthus annuus (common sunflower)
Lineage: Eukaryota; Viridiplantae; Streptophyta; Magnoliopsida; Asterales; Asteraceae
Product: zinc finger protein SHOOT GRAVITROPISM 5
Exons: 3
Coding region: 237-1397 (386 amino acids)
Cellular component (GO): nucleus
Molecular function (GO): DNA-binding transcription factor activity
Source: RefSeq, a predicted model, not a curated record